Messenger RNA from Phanerochaete carnosa HHB-10118-sp, 774 nucleotides. RefSeq lists its product as uncharacterized. Lineage: Eukaryota; Fungi; Basidiomycota; Agaricomycetes; Polyporales; Phanerochaetaceae. Bases 64 to 651 code for a protein of 195 amino acids. The record is from RefSeq and is a predicted model, not a curated record. The transcript has a single exon.
CCUCUAGAUGGCGAAUUUUCACUCGACAGGACACGCUGUUCAACAAGCUCUGCAAGAUAUCGUAUGUUUCAUCCAUUAUUGCCGUUGGAUGCUAACAGAUGUCACGUAAUACCCAGCGAACAACUCACGCUGUUCCAGGAAGACAUCUGGGAGCAGCUGGGGGCUCUCAGCGCAGAGCUUGCCGCCAGCAGCUCCGUGUGGGUCGUCAGCUCAUCCCAUCCUCCUAGAGAUCGCAGCAAGCGCGGCAACGUCACCUUCUGGCACAAGCGGCAGUGGCUUGAUUUCUUCGGUAACAAUUCGGGAGAUUCCGGAUCCGACGACGCAUAUAAGGAACGCAAAAUCGUUAGGAAAUUCCAAUUCCUCCAGGACGAGAAUGGCAAUCUCAUCUCCCCAGAGCGACUCGAUGAGAUGCGCAGGUUCGCUCGAGAGAUAUUCGCCGAAAUGGCGAGCCGCAAGACCGCUCCGCUUCACUGGGAGUCAAACGUUCUCGCAAACGAGCGUAGCGACUUCUGCAGGCGCAUGGAGAACGCGUUCCCAGAGCUUAGGCUCUGCGAGAAUAGCUGGAAGGCUAACGAGGUUGCUAUACUGAUUUACCCAGGCUGGAAAUCCAAUCGACUAGCAUACUUUCACGCCGUGGCAGAGGCGACAUAGAACACAAAGCAGCUGUGUAUCCUUCGAAUAGAGUAUACUGCAUAGUUUCGGGAGAAUUGCAGCAGAUGUGCUUAGUUCAGACCAUUGUCAGGCAGAUACUUAGGCACUGAUCAUAAAACUCAU